Brassica oleracea var. oleracea is the source of this 3201-nucleotide messenger RNA. RefSeq lists its product as uncharacterized. The transcript has 2 exons. Lineage: Eukaryota; Viridiplantae; Streptophyta; Magnoliopsida; Brassicales; Brassicaceae. The record is from RefSeq and is a predicted model, not a curated record. Bases 1 to 3201 code for a protein of 1066 amino acids.
AUGUCCAAUCUAUGUAGAGGAUGGAGCGUGUCUACUAACCAUUCUUCUGAUGAUGAUGGUCGGAUAAUCCUCAUCUGGCGUGAUCCUGUUAAAGUGGUGACUCUUGCCCAGUCAAGACAAAUGAUGACCUGUGAAAUAACUAUCCCGAAUUCUCUGCCUAUAGUCUACACUGCCAUCUAUGCUUCGAACCUUGGUGAAGAGCGUACUGACCUGUGGGUGGAAUUAAUGAAUCUGCAUACAUCUCUGAUGUUGGAUACUAAGCCUUGGAUGAUAGGAGGAGAUUUCAACCAAAUUCUUUUCUCCUGUGAGCACUCUUUGAACAUCGAUAAUCACAGCCCAUCCCAAAUGUACGGAUUUAGAGACUGUCUGCUCCAACUUGGAGCUUUUGACCUCAGAUUCCAAGGGCCUCUCUUCACCUGGUCCAACAAGCAGCCUGAUCAACCUAUUGCAAAAAAACUAGACAGUCAGCUUGUAAACAAUCAUGUCAUCUCAGCCUUUCCUCAUGUAUGUUCCCUCCAAAAUCCAACGACUGAGACGUUUGAAGAAGAGCGAAUCGUCCACCAAAAAUGGUUGUUUCUGCGAGACCUGGAGGAGUGUUAUUUUAGGCAAAAAUCAAGAAUCAACUGGCUCAAAGAAGGAGACCUAAACACAACAUACUUUCAGAGGAUUUGUCAGACCCGUGCUAGUUACAAUGCGAUACGUUCAUUCCUCACACUGGCGGGUGUUACCAUCACAGACCCUAUCCAAAUGAGCAUUCACGCCAUCCAGCAUUUUCAGUCUGUUCUCGGCCCCCUUCUUCUUCCUCCUCCAGCCAUAUCGUCCACCACUGUCUGGUUCCAAGCGCUUAACACUUUUGUCUGCAACCUGCAACAACAGACCUUGAUGAUCCAACAACCUACUACAGAAGAGAUCACAAAGGUUUUCUUCAAAUUGAACCCAAACAAGGCACCGAGGCCUGAUGGACUCUCUUCAGCUUUUUACAAAGCUUCGUGGGGAUUCUUGGGGUCUGAAGUUGUUAUCUCGAUUAAGCAAUUCUUUCAAUCAGCUUUCCUCCCCAGAGCAACAAAUUCUACAAUCCUGUCACUAGUACCUAAGUUCCCGGGAGCAACAACUAUCAAGGACUACCGCCCAAUCUCUUGCUUAAACAAUACCUAUAAAGUCAUCUCCAGACUUCUCGUUUCUAGACUAAAGCCUAUCCUAUCUGAUCUCAUUGUCCCAAACCAAACGGCAUUUGUCAAAGGAAGACUCCUAGUUGAGAACAAUGUCCUUGCAAGUGAGCUAGUAAAUGGAUAUCAUAAAAACAAAGGGGAGAAGAGAAUUACCAUCAAGGUCGACAUAGCAAAGGCCUUUGACACUCUGUCAUGGGAUUUCUUGUUCGCCUGUUUGGAAGGACUUCAGCUACCGGAUUUGUUUCGACAGUGGCUAAGGGCGUGUGUCUGCACAUCAAGCUUUACACUAGGUUAUAAUGGAACUGUGAAUGGCUAUUUUAAAGGGAGAAGGGGCUUGAGACAGGGUGACCCAAUGUCUCCUUACCUUUUUGUAAUGGCUAUGAAUAACCUCUCACUGAUGUUGAACAAAGCGGCAAGAGAAGGGAACUUGAACUACCAUCAGCAUUGCGCAAAAACGAAACUAACACAUCUAUCUUUUGCAGAUGAUUUGUUAAUCUUCAUUGAUGGUUCCUUAACUUCUGUCCAGAGGGUACUUCAAAUCCUCCAUGAGUUCGAGCAACGUUCAGGCCUAGCAGUAAGCCUACAGAAGUCGAGUUUCUUUGCUUCAGGACUGUCGGCUGAAGAGAUCACAGCUAUACAAUGUUCCACGGGAAUGCCUUGUGGAUCACUGCCAAUGAGGUAUCUUGGUGUCCCCCUCUGUACAAAGAAGCUAUCGCUCUCCAACUGCGAGCCAUUAAUCCAGCAGGUGAAGGCUCGGGUUUCAUCAUGGUCAGCAAAAUCACUCUCUUUUGCAGGUCGCCUGUUGUUGAUCAAGACUGUAAUCUCAGGCAUUGCAACCUUUUGGUGCUCCACUUUCAUCCUACCAAAAUCAUGCAUCAAAAGAAUUAACACCAUAUGUGGAAUGUUUCUUUGGAAGGGAUCCACAGAGGGGCAUCACACAACAAGGGUAGCUUGGGAGACUGUGACAAAGACUAAAGAGCAGGGAGGACUGGGAGUAAAAGACUUACUGACAUGGAAUAAGGCUUGUGCCCUUAAACUGAUUUGGCUUAUGUUUUUUCGAGCUGGUUCCAUUUGGGUGGCGUGGUUCAAAGAUAUUGUCUUGAAGGGGCCUGAAACGAACUACUGGAGUGUUAAACCAAGCCAAAGGAACUCAUGGUUUGUAAACAAAUUGAUCAAGUGGAGAGAUAUCAUUUACCCGAUGAUCAAGAGGCGUUUGGGGAACGGGAUGUCAACACGCUUCUGGUAUGACAAUUGGUCACCUUUUGGGCAACUGGAUUCCUAUCUCAAGCCAUCAACUUCUAGAUUGAGAAUCUCCAAAAACGAAACUCUAUCCAACCUGUAUCAAGGAGGCAACUGGUUAAUACCUCCUGCAAGGUCAGAUACUCAACUCAUGCUUCAAAUUCACCUGACAACUACAGCCCUAACUACAGAUGAUGAUUACUAUGAAUGGGAGAUGGAAGGAAAGGUAACUGAAUCUUACUCUAUGGGUGGUAUGUAUAUGUAUCUGUGUGAGGAUACAGGCUCGGUUCCUUGGGAAAAAGUGGUAUGGUCUCCCUUUGGAAUACCAAGACAUGACUUCUUGGCUUGGCUUGUUGUCCUAGAUAGAUGCCCAACCAGAGACAGACUUCUCAGCUGGGGCUUGACUGUGAACCCGCUAUGCCUCCUCUGUAACUCAGAGAAUGAAUCAAGAGAUCAUCUUUUUUUCAACUGCGAUUACACUCAUGCUCUCUGGUCUGGAAUUGCCCAGCGAUGUAACCUGCUUGCACUUCAUUCCUGGAAUGAUACUCUUACGCAACUGCAGGGUCUCUCUGCGAACCGUUCUAUCAGGCGUUUGACUCUCAUGGCGGUAAAGGCCACCAUUUACUGGAUAUGGAAUGAACGCAACAGCAGACUUCAUAGAGGUAUCUUCAGAGACAAGGAUUCCUUAUUCCUGACCAUAGACAGGCAGAUCAGAAACAGGAUAUCGUCGCUUCGAGUUUCUCAUCCGACGAUUUCAUCUACUAUGAUGCAGUGCUGGCUGACGAUUGGGUAG